AUGGAGACUUUCCAAAAGGAACACACCUCCGUGUUGCAAAAAAAAAAAACAGACGUGUACAUAACGUCAGGGAAGCCAACAAAAAUUUACUACGACAGAGUAAUUGAGGUUCUUAAUAGUGGCACCAAGCAAGUGGAGCUGGUCAUCGAUGGAGACAACAAGCAGGCAAACCAUCCAUGUAGACCAUCCGGGGAGGACCAAGUCUCCAUUUAUGCUGUUGGGACAAACAUCCUCAGAGCAUCGUACGUCUUGCAGGAUGUUAUAAAAUUUUAUUGUUCUUUUAUAAAGAAGGUACAACAAAUGGCCAAGAAGGAUAAAAAGCCAAAGAUUGACGUUAAAAGCAAAACGCUACAUAUGAAUGAUACCGUGAUAUCGAACACGUACACGGUAAAGGAAGAAUUCCUGGAGGACGACUACGAUGCUGUGAUAGCCUUUGCGAGGCAGCCUUACGACCCUACUUUGCACAAGUACAGAGAGAGGACCAAGGAGCGAAGAGUUACCGGAGUUGUCAUCUCGAUAAAGAAGAAUCCCGCCAUGUUGUAG
Molecule: messenger RNA, 543 nt
Organism: Plasmodium cynomolgi strain B
Lineage: Eukaryota; Apicomplexa; Aconoidasida; Haemosporida; Plasmodiidae
Exons: 3
Coding region: 1-543 (180 amino acids)
Source: RefSeq, a predicted model, not a curated record